CCUCCGCUCCGCUCCCCUCCCAAUCCGCCUCCCCCGAAUCCCUCCCCGAGAAGAGCUCGCAUUUUGAUCUUCGCGGAGUUCACGGUUUCCGGCGGUUGUGGGUUCUGUGAUUUGUGCUUUUGGGUGUGGGGAGGUUGGUUGCAGGUUGAGUUGUGAUGGCUGGGGGUGGAGGAGAAGGGGACGGGAAGGCAUUGGAGGGAGGAACGGCUCCGUUGGGGUCUCCGGUUAGUGGCGGUGAUGGCGACGCGACGGCGAGUGAGGGGGAGGAGGACGGCGUGCUGUACGGCGAGACGCAGGCGCUGGAUGACGCCGAGACUCAGAUGGUUGAUGAUGGAUUGGGGGAGGAGGAGGAGGAGGAGGAGGAGGAGGAGGAAGGGGUGGCUGUUGAUUGGGGAGAGACGCAGUUGGUGGAGGACAGCGAGGAGGAGCGUGCCGGUGCCGUCGACAAUGAGGAUGACACGCAGUUGGUGGACGAUAGCGAAGAUGAGGAGGAGGAGGAGGAGGAGGAGGAGGAGGGUGGUGGUGCCUGUGAUCAGGCGAAGCGUGUGGUGGCAGGGUGUGACAAUAAUGCCGGCGAUUUGGUUGGGACACAAUUAGUUGAGGAACACAAGGAAGAAGAGGAUGGUGGGAAUGAUGAUGGUGGUGAUGGGUUGGAGACCCAAUUCGUCGAGGAGUGUCCGGGAGAGGAGAUGGUUAAUGAUAGCAGCGAUGAGGAUGCUGGUGAUUGGGGGAAGACCCAGUUGGUCGAAGACUCAGAUGAAGAGAGAGAUGAUGACGGCGACGAUGAGUUGAGCGUGGGCACCCAAGUGUUAAGUGAUGAUGAGGACCUAUCAAAUGAUGAGGGAGAGGUGAAGUUUUGCAUGAAUGGAAGCAAUGCCAAGGUAAAUAGUGUAUUGGAGGGUCAUGUUGAUACCAACAAUUUUGUAGAUUCAGAUGCUUCAACAGAUGAAGAGGGUGGCACAGCUCGUGUGUCAUCAGAACAAACGCGUGAACUUGCUGCUGCUUGUCAAGCGUUUACUGCAAACAGUUUGCAACAAGGAAACCAACAGGCUUCAAUAAAAGGAGCAAAUCUUCUGAGGAAAACUGUGGAAAAUUCUACCUCGUGUAGCAGGUCUGUAGGUGAUCACCGAGAUUGCGGGAUUGACAGUGACUCCCAUGGUUAUGUACAGAACCAUGAUAAAGAUGGAACUAAAAGCAGGAGCAGGUGCUCAACAGCAAAGAAACUUUUUGCUGACACAAUGGUUGAAGAGGGUAAAAACAAUGGCAGAUGUUUUGAUGGAUUGAGCUAUGUUGAAUCACAGGAGCCUGGUGAUCUGUCUCAGGCAAAUGCUUUGGAAGUUGUGGACAGGUUGAUAUCAAUCAAUGCUGGCAUAUCGUCUCAAGAACCAACGCCACAGAAAUUGGAUUCAGCAAAGCCACCACAUGUAUCAUAUAAGAGAGGGACUUUAAUGUUGGCUGAGAAGGUUGACUGUAAUAGAAAUUCUAAUGGAAAAGCAGAGAUAUUUGCAUGGGUGGAUAGCCGUGAGGAUGAUGGGGGAGGUGAGUUUUUCAGUAAAAAUAAGGACAUUUUACUGCAUAAAUCAGCUGGUAGAGGGAAAUCAAAGAGUCAUUUUCCCAGAGAAAAGAAGUGCUCUACAAAAGUUGAGGCUGGUGGAGACAAAAUUGGGGAGUGUAAAAAAGGGAAAAAUUCCAAACUAUCUGGGAAGUCUGAUGCUUUACCUUUGUCAGAUUCAAGAAUUUUCAACAGUGAUCUGAAGAGUAAGCGAGCUUCUGGAAACAGGACAAAGAAAAACCUUUUGAAAGACUUAGACUUAGAUGAUCUAUCAAAUGGCAAAAAUUUGGAAGAAACUCAGGAAAAAGUAAGUGUAGCUUUGCAUGAUGUUGGCCCAGACACUCAAAUUGCUCUGGAAGCUAUGGAGGCUCUGGCACAAUGUUCUCCUGCUAAAAUUUUAUCAGCUAAAGAUGAAUCUCCAUUGGGCAAUCGAAAGUCUAAAAAGGCUAAAAGUGAAUCAAAGAACGACCCUUGUCAGAAGAGAACUGGCAGCAUCCAGGGAGGUGUCACCACGCGUUCUAAAAGAAUAAAACUAACUGAGCUGACCCCAGAACCUGAGAAAGAAAUGCAUAAAGGGUCAAGAAGGCGCAAAAAUUCUGGAGAUCUUAAAGCAAAGGCAAAAGAUAAACAGGCAAAGUUGGUGCCAACUAAGAGUAAAGUUUUGAAGAUAUCUAGUGAUGGAAAUAAGUGUGAUGCACCUGUUUCUCACCGGACGAGACACUUUAGUAGAAACAACCUUGAUGAACGUACUGAGAUAUGUUCUAAUAAGCACUCGAAGAGAGUGAUAAAUUCGACUGGUGGCAUCUCCAUGGUUGGAGAAGUUCAGAAUAAUCAUAUUGCAAAUGAAUUCGAGCAACCAAUGAUCAGUGAAAGAACUACAAAGUCUGCUUCAAUCUAUGUUGAAAAAGAAAGCACAGAGCAUACCAGUGCAACUGAUGCUCAGCAUCUUCAGCUGCGUAGGGAUGGAAGCUCACAGCACACUAGUGACAGUACUGCACAGGGCCUUGAACCAUGUAGAAACAAACCAACAAUUGAAGUCACAUGCAUAGAAUACUCAUCUCACCAUCCCAAACAGAGAAGAACACCAACAAAAUUUGUAAAACCAAAAGAUCCUGCAGUUACCCAAAAUGCUAUCAAUCAUGAAACACCUCAAGAUGAGGCCAGGCCAUCUAAGAAAAGGCGGGUUUUCAUCAGGAGUGUCUCUGACUAUUUAAAGUAUGCAAAGAGAGAAUCUUCCAAUGGAAGAUCAACUUCUCUGCUGUCUACUAUUAUCAAAAAGUCAUCAACUGCUUCUCCUGCACUGUAUUCUUCUGUAAGUGCGGACAGCAAAACUUCUGGUUUUAAUAGCUCUGAAAAUACACAUAAUGGUCCAUCCCAAGUAGAGGAUGCAAGCAAAUCACCAAGAAGCAACUCUGACUUUCACAGCAGUGCCCUGAAAACACCUUCAAAAUUGUCAAAUGAAUUGUCACCUACUUUCAGUCCUCUAAAUCCAGUGAAAUCUUCAAGUAGGAGCUUGUCAAAACUCUCUGUUGCCAGAGAACUGCUGACGUUAGAUCCUGAAAAGAAUCCAUCAAAUUGUCAGCAUAAAGAUUCUAGAAGAAAGAAAAAACCGACCAGUUUUAGUAUUUUAUUCAGCCACCAUUUGCAUGGAGAUGUGAUAAAGCGUCAGAAGAAGUUCUUGGCACGCUUAGGAUUGUGUGAAGCACUUUCCAUUCCAGAUGCAACACACUUUGUGGCAGAUAGUUUUUUCCGCACAAAGAAUAUGCUGGAAGCAAUAGCUCUCGGAAAGCUGGUAGUUACGUCGAUGUGGCUUGAAAAUUGUGAUCAAGCAGGCUGUUUCAUUGAUGAAAAGAAGUAUAUUCUGAGAGAUGCCAAAAAGGAAAGGGAGAUAGGUUUCAGCAUGCCUAAAUCACUUGCCUCAGCUUGCAAGCAUCCUCUGCUGCUGGGAAAACGAGUGUUUGUAACACCCAAUGUGAAGCCAAGUCGAGAUGUCGUGAUUUGCUUGGUGUUAGCAUCUUCUGGGCAGCCAUUAGAAAGGAUAGGAAGGUCCAUAACGAAGGAAGUACCGGAUGACCUACUGGUUAUCUCAUGUGAAGAGGACUAUGAAACCUGUUCGCCGCUUCUAAAGAGAGGCGCCAGUGUUUUCGAAUCAGAGCUUCUACUAAACGGCAUAGUCAUCCAGAAGCUGGACUACGAGAGGCAUCGCCUUUUCUCGGAUCGCGUUAAGCAGACCCGCUCGACGAGGUGGCUGAAAGACACGGCUCAUGGCCGGUUUGUACCUGUAUCCAAGUGUACAUAGCAAACUGUGGUGCAGAGCUGCAGAUACCGUUGCUGAAAACUGCUCCAGUUCGUUCUUCCCACUGCCUCUCCAACCAUGCAUGCAUAGACCAGUCAGUGUAAAUGAAUUUGAAUCUUUUUUAUCUUUCCUUUGGUUCAGCCCAAGCUCACAUGUAAAUUUGUAACUUGUGGGGUGUUUAAUACGGAGUAGUAUAUGCUAAGUUUCCCCCUUGUGAUCCUCUGUUUGGCCCCAUGCUUCGCCGGUUGUAGUCUCAGAUUUCUAUGCAAGUCUAUGUGACUUGCCGUGAGGCAAAAAAUGAAAAUAAAAGAAAGAUUUUAGAUCAUCGUUUUAAUGAG
Oryza brachyantha (malo sina) is the source of this 4186-nucleotide messenger RNA. RefSeq lists its product as uncharacterized. The record is from RefSeq and is a predicted model, not a curated record. Lineage: Eukaryota; Viridiplantae; Streptophyta; Magnoliopsida; Poales; Poaceae. The transcript is spliced from 8 exons. Bases 156 to 3851 code for a protein of 1231 amino acids.